Molecule: messenger RNA, 1102 nt
Organism: Papaver somniferum (opium poppy)
Lineage: Eukaryota; Viridiplantae; Streptophyta; Magnoliopsida; Ranunculales; Papaveraceae
Exons: 2
Coding region: 48-725 (225 amino acids)
Molecular function (GO): protein binding
Source: RefSeq, a predicted model, not a curated record
CCAAUGAGAUAGAUAGGCUUGAAAUUGAAAGAAGGUUAAACAAAUCAAUGGUGGGAACUCUUAAGAAAUUCUCAAGCAGUAAAGUCAGUAACUGUGUUAAGUUUGUUUGUAGCUACGGAGGAAGGAUUCUCCCCCGUCAUCCUGAUGGAAAACUUCGUUAUAGUGGUGGAGAAACUCGUCUUCUAUCUCUCGACCGCGAUUCCAUUUCUUUUUCAGAAUUAAUGGUGAAGCUGUGUGAAAUGUGUGGAUACUCAUCAGUGAGUUUGAGGUGUCAGUUACCGGGUGAAGAUCUUGAUGCCUUGGUAUCCGUUAAAUCCCAUGAAGACCUUAUUAGUAUCAUGGAAGAAUAUGAUUUAGCAGAGAAGAAAUCAAGUAGUCCGUUAAAAAUAAAGGCAUUUCUAUUUCCGUCAAAAUCAAUUAAAAACAUGAUUUCUCCACCAGUUUCAGUUUCUUCUUCUUCUUCAUCAUCUGUAGCUGCUGGAAAAUACUCACCGCCAUCAUCAGCAACAUCAUCUCCAGUUAGCAAUCAAUCUGUUAUUAAUCCUUAUUAUCAGCAUCUUCUUCAUAAUCAGGUCUCUAGUUCAUCAGUACCGGUGGGAUUUCCAAAUUUACAUCCACAAGCAGUACCACAUGGUCCUUAUUAUUACCCCCGCUGUAUUCCUCCACAUCAAGGAAGUCCUAGACAAGUCUAUCUUGUCCAUCAUGGAAAUCAUUGGCAAUAUUAACAAAUUUCCUAAUCUUUCUCGAAUUUGAAAGAUUGAUAAUGAGUACAACAGAAAAAAUAAUUAUUUGCUUGUCGUAAUGAUUUUUCUCCAAAAUAUAUAAUUUUGGGUUUUUUUUUUGCUUGUAAAUUUGGGAUUAAGAUAGACUCCACAGGAGAGAAAGAAAUGAAAAUAGUAAGAGAAUAAGAAUCUCCCCAAGAAACUAUACAUUAGCAACUUAAAUAUAUAUAUCAUCAUAUAUAUAUACAACACUAAAUCAAAGCCUCUUGCAAAUGUUGAAGAUGUUGUGUGUUCCAGUUCAUUCAUAUUCAAAGAUCUCAUCUAGCUAUCAAUAUCAUCCAUGCCAGAAUCAAUACAUUAUGAAUUCCUUUUCUUAAGCA